AUGUGUCCGCGUGGGCAAAUCGGUUGGUUAAAUGCGUCGCGUGAUCUUGGCGACCGACUACUGCAGCGGAGUAGGCGAGACGGGGAGCAGCGGCCGGACCGGGAGCCGACAAUCAUAAGGGACGAUUCCGAUGGCCACCUAAUCUAUCAGACCCACGAUGUCAUCCGCAAGAGAUACGAGAUCGUGUCUCAUCUCGGCGAAGGCACCUUCGGCAAAGUUGUCAAGUCCAAAGACCUCAGGACGAAAACUACGAUCGCCUUGAAGAUAAUCAAAAAUGUGGAUAAAUACCGGGAAGCUGCGAAGCUGGAGAUAAACGUUUUGAAAACCAUUUUGAAGAGUGGCUCUGACGGGGCAAGGAUGUGUGUAAGAAUGCUGGACUGGUUUGAUUAUCAUGGCCACAUGUGUAUUUGCUUUGAAAUGCUGGGACUCUCUGUGUUCGACUUCUUGAAAGAGAACAAUUAUCAUCCGUACCCGUUGUACCAAGUGAGACACAUGGCUUACCAGCUGUGCGAAGCAGUGAAUUUCUUGCACGAGAGGAAGCUCACGCACACGGACUUAAAGCCGGAAAACAUCCUCUUUCUCAAUUCUGACUACGACAUUGUGCGAUCCGGCAGAAAAAGAGAGAGCAAAGUGGUGAAGCAGUCGUGGAUCAAACUGAUCGAUUUCGGAUCAGCGACGUUCGACGACGAGUACCACUCGACUAUUGUUUCAACGAGGCAUUACCGAGCUCCUGAAGUUAUUCUGGAAGUGGGCUGGAGUCAUCCGUGUGACAUUUGGAGCAUAGGCUGUAUUAUUUUUGAAUUGUACACGGGGUUCACAUUAUUCCAAACCCACGAUAACCGGGAGCAUUUAGCCAUGAUGGAAAGAAUCUUGGGAACUGUCCCUAUUUGGAUGGGGAGAAAAACUUCGACUUCCUAUUUUCAUAGAAACGGAACUCUGGACUGGGAUUCUAGAUCUUCUGCAGGCAGAUUCGUUAAAGAACACUGCAAACCUCUAGGAAGAUACAAAAUACACAACGAUGAGGACACGAAGCACCUUUUUGAGCUGAUCAGCUCGAUGCUGGUCUAUGAUCCCAAGGAUCGAACAAGCUUAUUGAAAGCGAGGCAGCACAUUUUCUUUGACAAACUGUCACCGAAAGAAAGGUUCGGUUGCACCUUUUCUGGCUCGUGCACAAGAUCCCCGGACGGAUCAUUUCGACAACACGAGUCUUCUCUAUCCAGUGGCCUGUUCCUCUAUGCCGCAGCCAUGUUGAAGCGGUUAGGUGCGAUGGCCAACGAGCUCGGAGACGAGGGCCUCGCAGAAAUUGGGAAAUGGGGUCCGAAACAACUCGAUGACCUGUUGGAAGCCCUGCAGAACUUCUCCCACUCCCUGGACGAUAUCAUCAACGACCUCGGAGGCCGGCCCGGGGCAGGUGUGACGGAAAACGGUCAAAUAACCGACCCCACGGCCCGGGCCUUGUUCGAGAGUCGCAGCGUGUUCGACAUUGUGGACGCGUCGGAACCCGAGCGGGAAUUGACAGUGCCCGCGGGUGCGAGGCCCGCCAAACGCCCGCGACCAGAGUCACCCAAGUCCAAGGCCAAGCGGCUGCCUCAGGGCAAGCCCAGGAGUAAAGAAGGUGCUUCUGCAGCGACGAUUGCACAUCUGCAACAGGACAAUUUGGCCAGAGCCGAAGUGCGGGAGUUGAUUAAGCGACAGGAGAAGCACGAGAAGCAUCAGAUGCGGAAUGGAGGCGGGCCUGAGGAGAUUAAGCCUUUCUUCAUCAUGCCCAAGAAAAUUGGCAAGGUGGAGUGUGUCCAGCCUGGGAAAGGCGAAGUAUUGAUACCCAAAAGAAAAGCCCCGGCAGCCCCUGGAAAUCACAAGUCAACUGGAGUACCUGGAAUGAGAAUAUCAAUGGCAGUCGACCAAGCCCAAAUGGAACACGACGAAGGAACCGCUGAACUUCUCAAGUCCCUUCAGGAUGAUGUUGUUCAAGGUCUCCUUGGACUGGGGCAAACUCAGGGGAUUAUAUCUGAGAGCAUGUCGACGGUGUUGUCAGCUGGAACGAGUGCGGGAAUUUCAUCAGCCGGACAUGUGUUCACGGAUGUAACAUUGAAUGCCCUCAAUGUUAAUGAGGAUGAAGAGGAAGGCCUCGGAUUAGAUUAUCUUCAAACAGCAUGAACCCGAUUUUGCAUUAUUUUUUUACUGGUUUGUGUGUGAGAGCAAUUUGUAUACUUGGCUCAGUGAAGUACAAAGUCUUGUCAAA
Messenger RNA from Notodromas monacha, 2242 nucleotides. Lineage: Eukaryota; Metazoa; Arthropoda; Ostracoda; Podocopida; Cyprididae. The record is from the annotation of a GenBank genome assembly.